Messenger RNA from Mustela erminea (ermine), 2763 nucleotides. RefSeq names its product MOB kinase activator 3C (gene MOB3C). Gene Ontology annotation, biological process: positive regulation of protein phosphorylation; signal transduction. Gene Ontology annotation, molecular function: protein kinase activator activity. Gene Ontology annotation, cellular component: nucleus; cytoplasm. The record is from RefSeq and is a predicted model, not a curated record. NCBI's taxonomy places the organism in Eukaryota, Metazoa, Chordata, Mammalia, Carnivora, Mustelidae. Bases 214 to 864 code for a protein of 216 amino acids. The transcript is spliced from 4 exons.
CGGCGACGCCGCGGGGGCGGAGGGCGACCGCGGCCCGGCGGGGCGCGCAGGAGGGCGGGCGGACAAGAGAGAGAACCGGCCCAGCCGGAGGACCGGAGGAGAAGGCGACCCGGCGCGCCGAGGAUGUGACCCUGCGGCCAGAGGAGGACCGAGGCGGUCCCCGCCAUCCACAGGUCCCACCCCUGGACACCUGGCCAGCCGCCCAGCCCAGCCAUGGCACUGUGCCUGAAGCAGGUGUUCGCCAAGGACAAGACAUUCCGGCCUCGGAAGCGCUUUGAGCCCGGCACCCAGCGCUUCGAGCUAUAUAAGAAGGCUCAAGCAUCACUCAAGUCGGGGCUGGACCUGCGCAGUGUGGUGAGGCUGCCACCAGGGGAGAACAUCGAGGACUGGAUCGCUGUGCAUGUGGUGGACUUCUUCAACCGCAUCAACCUCAUCUACGGCACCAUGGCCGAGCGCUGCAGCGAAAGCAGCUGCCCGGUCAUGGCCGGCGGGCCCCGCUAUGAGUACCGCUGGCAGGACGAGCGCCAGUACCGGCGGCCCGCCAAGCUCUCGGCGCCGCGCUACAUGGCCUUGCUCAUGGACUGGAUUGAGGGCCUCAUCAAUGACGAGGACGUCUUCCCCACUCGUGUCGGAGUUCCCUUCCCCAAGAACUUCCAGCAGGUCUGCACCAAGAUCCUGACCCGUCUCUUCCGGGUCUUUGUCCAUGUCUACAUCCACCACUUCGACAGCAUCCUCAGCAUGGGGGCCGAAGCACAUGUCAACACCUGCUACAAGCACUUCUACUACUUCAUCCGAGAGUUCAGCCUGGUGGACCAGAGGGAGCUGGAGCCGCUGAGGGAGAUGACAGAGCGGAUCUGUCACUGAGCCCAAGCCUGGAGUUGUUGCCUGUCCUGUGGAUCAUCAGAACACAGAGUCGCUGGGGAGAGGACCCUCAGGAAUCUGGUGGCAGAGGAACCUGAAGUCCCUGGGACCCCUCUGCACACACCAAGCCGCUGGACUUGUGGUUCUCAGGAGUCUACCCAUAUGCUCCCUGACUGCUUAUGAAUGGAGAAGGAGGGGCAGAAGAAAAAGGACAGAAGGAGCUGCACCUCCAGAUGAAGUCUAAGGGUGGGAUGGGUUGGGUUUCUUCCCCGGUACUUGACCCUUCCUUGGCGGUUCCCAUGCCAGUGUGGGGCAUGUGGGUGUGGCUGAGCAAUAGUGAGAAAGGUACAAGAGCGUAAGCACACUGUGUGAGUAAGCGCAGAUGACUCUGUGUGAGUGUGUGAGAGCAUGUGAUUUUCACUGUGGGAUGUGUCUGUAAGAGCCAGCUGCCUUAGACCCUCCCUGGCACAUACUAGACCUUCCAUAAAUGUGAGGUAAGUAGAAGAAUGGAGGGAAGGAGGGGUUAGGACCACCAGACAGUGACCACUGUGCAAGGGAUGGCAGGUCAGUGGUCUGACCAUGUUUGUGAGUGCACAAAAUAUGAUUGUAGAUGUAGCUCUCUAUUUGAACCUUCAGGCUACCAGCUUCCGUAAGCAUGAGUUCUGGGGAGCUAUGGGGAUGUAAGAAAGGAGUCCUGCCCUGAGUACCUAAACCCUUGGCCCCCUACAGACAGAGGUUCUGAUCUGCUUAGCCAGAGAUGCCCAGGAACUGUUAUUUUACUCACCCCUUUGCCUCCAGGAAAGCCUGAUUAUAGACAGCCUCCAGAGGGCUGGGGAUGAUCCCUCAUGCCCACAUAGGUCCUCUGGUCCUUAAAUUGGGAAUCAUACACUCCAGUCUAGCUCCCAGAAUCUGUAGACUUGGCUCUCGGAAUCUAAAGCCCAGUGCAAGAUAAUCCCCCAGCCCAAGAAGCUAGAGGAACUUGAAUUCGGAAACCCUGGAGACUUGUAUCCCAUCCUCGGACAGGGAAGAUGUAUUGCUAGCGAAUGGACUCUUCCAGGCUUGGAAAGCCCCUUAUCUUGCAAGGACCUGCCUCCUGCCCGAGCCAUCCCCGAGACAUUCCAGCUGAUCGGACAACUUUCCACAGAGAACAUGGGAUGUUCAUUUGACACUCCAUUACUCCAUACCGCCGUGCCCAGCCCUGGGCCCAGACCCACCAGACUCUACUACACUGGGAGGCCAGCAUGGAGAGCCAGAAAGGGCCUGGGGAUCAUCCAAUCUCACAGAAUCAUCUCUUUACAUAGGAGGAAGCUGAAAGCAGGAGGAAGGGAGAGAGAAACUAUCCAAGACCUCCCUGCAAGGCUUUUGUGGAGCUGGAGUAGAAACCCCAGGUCCUGACUCCCACCCCGGGGCUUGCAGAUUGCUACACAGGGAAAUGAACUGCGUGUGGAAAGAGAGUUUGACAGCCCUUCUCUAGAGCACAACUGUUCCUGCUUUGAGCAAGGAUUUCUAGUGAUGUCAGAGUGCCCCACUGCCCCUCGGGUCUGCUAGGGCUGUAUGCUGAGCCAAGCCUCCAAAAUUAUCCCCCUCUCCGUGGCCCAGCAGCUGCCUGAUCUCUGAGGAAGCAGAUGGGGCUCCUGGGCAGGCCAGCUGACCCCACACUGCUGCCUCUGGAGAAGUUCCAGAGGCAAACACUGACCCAGCAACUUCACCAGAGGCUCUGGGGUAGGGUGGGGUCCAGGGAUCAGAGGUCCCCUUGGGGAGGACUGUGGAUUGGAAGAUGGGUUCCAGGCUGUGGCCAGUGCUGACUGCGGAGGGGGUGGGGAGACGGGAAAUCUAUUUUUGUGAAACAGAGGGAAGAGUUUAUUAUUGUUAUUUUUGGUAAAAUAAAGGAGGCAAACUGAA